Messenger RNA from Galleria mellonella (greater wax moth), 4283 nucleotides. It is a transcript of the gene Shc, whose product is annotated as SHC-transforming protein 1. Gene Ontology annotation, molecular function: receptor tyrosine kinase binding. The record is from RefSeq and is a predicted model, not a curated record. Gene Ontology annotation, biological process: intracellular signal transduction; cell surface receptor protein tyrosine kinase signaling pathway. Gene Ontology annotation, cellular component: plasma membrane. NCBI's taxonomy places the organism in Eukaryota, Metazoa, Arthropoda, Insecta, Lepidoptera, Pyralidae. The transcript is spliced from 8 exons. Bases 314 to 1633 code for a protein of 439 amino acids.
UUGUGCUGUCAAAGUCAAAAAGUUUUCUUUAACAAUAUUGCAAGUGAUUUAUAUUUCUUAUUUAUUGUUUUUGUUUUUGUAAAAUAUUCUCACGCUUUUACUAACUUUAGUCAUAAAUUUCUAAACGAUUGAUUUUUACAUAUUAUCCACCUCUUUAUUCUCAUCUUAUACAUUAUUAUCUAAGAUAUCCUAAACGACAUCAGUGUGUUAAUGAAUUGAAUCACGAUGAAAGUGCAUUUAAAAUAACUGCAAGUAGGUGGAGUGUGAAAAAUAUCAUCAGUUUAGUGUGUUAGUUCAACAAUAUUACAUUGAAAUGGCGGAUAGUGGUUCGUUUGUUGCUAAGCCGGCGCGAGGCUGGUUGCACCCGGAUGCUGUCCUUGCCAGUGACGGGAUCACGUACGCAGUCAGGUAUAUUGGAUGUAUGGAGGUGCUAACAUCAAUGAAAAAACUUGAUUUUGAAACAAGAUCCCAAGUUGCCAAAGAGUGUAUUGCUCGAGUAUGUGCUGCAGCAGGUCUCCGCUCUGCUGAUAAAAAGAGACGAGUCAGCCAAGCAGCAGCUCGGGCUUUAGCAGCUAGACCUCGAAUGGCGCACACAGGGGAAAAUGUAGCCCUUACAGUAUCUUCUAGAGCUAUAACCCUGGCAGCUCUUGAAGGUGGCGAAACUGUUGCCAGACAUGAAAUGCCUCGAGUAUCUUUUGCUUCUGGAGGUGAUGCAGAUUCCCUUGACUUUGUGGCAUAUGUGGCCAAGUCUGCUCCUCCUACAGAGUGGAGGGCUUGUUAUGUAUUAGAAUGUGGAGGGAGAUUGGCACAAGAUGUAAUAGCAACUAUAGGACAGGCCUUUGAAUUACGUUUCAAAGAGUUCUUAACUAAACCUUCAUUAUUGAAUGUCAAUGGAUCUCGGUCGUGUGGCAGCGAGGCGGCGGCGGUAGUGGCUGCACUAGAGGACCGCGACUACUACAAUGAUAUGCCCGAUAAGAUGCCGCCUGAGCCAGGCCCCGCACCUGCGACCGCCGCAGUUCCAGCACCCGCUUCCACCGCUCAUGCACACAGACACCCUCCGCCGCCGCCGCUCGCCUCACUUGCUCCUAUCUCUUCUUGCGAAGAAAGCGUCCGCCAUUACGUGAACCAAACACCUCCGCCGCGCACUCCGCCCACAGCACUACUUCCUAAUCACCACACAGAUAUCUUCGAUAUGCAGCCGUUCACGGCGACGGCGGUGUCGACGCCGAGCGCGUCCCCCAGCACAGCAGCGGCGGCGUGCGCGGCGCCCGACGCGGCCGCGGCGGCCGAGCCGCUGUCGGUGCAAGCGCAGGCAGCGCUGCUGGCACGCGAGCCCUGGUACCAUGGGCCCAUAUCCAGAACCGCCGCCGAGAAGUUGGUGGUGGAGGAGGGCGAGUUCCUGGUACGCGAGAGUGCAGCGUCGCCGGGUCAGUUCGUGCUGACGGGCGCCCGCCGCGGUGCUCACAAGCACCUGCUACUCGUUGACCCCAACGGCGUCGUACGAACGAAAGACAGGGUGUUUGACAGCGUCCCGCACCUGAUCAAGUACCACUGCACCAACGAGCUGCCGAUCGUGUCCGCCGACUCUGCGCUUCUACUCCGCAAACCGGUGCUUCGCUCGGGCGCCUCCUGAGACAAGUCCAAGGCGAGGAAGUCGAGGCAUCCGGCGAAAUGAACGUCUGAUAUAAUCGACUAAUCCUCGCGUUAAACAAAAUAAUCUCGAAAGACACACUAAUGCGGUAAACGGUCUCACUAAUCGCGAAUGUAAUGGCGUGAGAAUAAGUCAUCUUCGAAAUAUGCCAAGAAAGUUUUAUGGUCGCGAUCUCGACACCACAACAAAAUUCUUAGUGUGUUUACUAACAGCAGCUUCCUAGACUAGUAACAAACUAAUCUGUCAAUAGAAUUGUUAUCACUGAUAAAAUCCAUGAGAUAAAAUAACAAACAAUUCCAUUGACGGAUGCGUUUGUUAUUUUUCUACGAGACUUGCCUUCGUGACGAUUUAGUAUUCGGGUCUUAGCGAUUAGUGAGACCGUAACAUAUAAUGAAUACCAGGAAAAUAGGAAUUGAGAAUUUAUAAAGAAAAAUUAUUAUUCUUUAAUCGGCUAUUACUCUAUAUCGUAUCAAAUCCUUUAUUCUGGCUACUAGACAAACGACAAUCGGAUCGAUCGAUAUAUACGUUUUCGUUAUCGUACGAUUAAGAAUUAUUCUAUGUCAUGUAUGCGUUAAAGAAAGCAUCUAUCCAUCAAUUUGUUUGCCCCUCUCUGGCUGGUAAAAAUACCGGAAAGCAUAUGUUUUUAGACAUACAUAUAAAAUUAGAAUGAAUUUCUAUUCUAAUUUCAAAUUUUUUUUUUUAAUGUUGUAAUUAUAAUGAAGUGACUUCCUAUUGAAUGUUGCCUGAGUUGCGAGAAUCUCAAAUUAAAACUCGUCUGUCCUGUGCUAUAUGAUAAAUGUAUGAUAUCAUACAUACUUUUUAUUAUGUAAGAAAAGAUACAUACUGUAUAGUUUCUAUAAAGGAUCAUUUCCAAUGUUACUGUAAAUUGACUAUAUAAAUCGAAAUACAGCUUAUGGAUACUCUGUGAUUAAAAUAUAAACGUAGCAUUCUUAUAAUGCCUUGUAGGUAAUUUUCCAAUUACUACUUCCGCAUAAUAUUCAAUGUAUGAUAAUCAGAUGUUAUACCGACGUUUAUAGAACUGCACAAAGCUGUAUGUGCGUAGUGCACUUGUACUGCAAAUUAUUGUCACUGUUAAUUACGCAUUUGCAUUUAGCACAUUCCAUUGAACUAUUUUUCUAUUCUACUUUUGAACACAUUGUUAUUUUUACAAUUAUUUACCAAAGCCAUCACGAAUAACAUAAAGUCUAUGUGAUUUUAUCAAUUAUACGCUGCUAGUCUUCACCAUAAUUUAUACUUUAGUGUGAAGACUGCUUAUUAUUUAUUACAAAUUAAGAUAUAAUAAGUUUGCCAUUGACAUCGUGUAAUCGAAUGCCGAAUAGUACUUUUUCAGAGUUGUCUUAUUUUUUUAUAUUAUGGAAUAUCUAUUUUGAUACUAUGCAUCUACAACACCAUUCCAUUAUAAUUUCCAAUGCUGUGCUUUUUCAAUAUUGUAAUAUAAGACGAUACAAUAUGUAUGUUAUUAUAAUCACGAACUUAUACAAUGAAAUAAAAUAUAGGUGCUACACAGGCUUACUUAAAUAUUAUAGGUGAAUUUAGUGUGUAGGUAAAUUUAAAAUGUAUAUAAACACAUCACAAUUAUGAUAUGAAUAUUACCCUAAUUUAUUUUUAAGACUGUUUUAGGCAUGAAAUAUAUAAUUGGUUAAUUAUAAAAUUGUGUCAUUUCAGAUGUUUUAAACGUUAUUGUAGCAAUCCCCAUAAAUUGAAUUAUAAUUUUGUAUCUAUCGAAGAUACCCUUAAAUUUAUCGUCUGUAACAAACAUUUAUAGACUGCUUUAUUUUGAGGACAAUUCUAAAAUGUUCUACUCUAAUGCUGCCUUAAACUGUCUAAAAUAAGGUACUAAUCUCAAAAUUUGUACUUAUUUCGGACAGAUUAAACAUUUUAGAAUCGACCGUCUUAUUUUCAAGACCAAGUAUUUGUAUUUAUGUACACGUGACCUAUAUGUAAGAAAAAAAUAUUGACCUAGCACGUACUUUUUAUACCAACAAACAAGAAAUUGAUAUGCUACUGAAAAAUAUUUGGAAUACAACUUACUAUUUCUUUAUUAUUUUACUUUUUGUUAUUGAUUCCUGCGAAAAUGUUAUCAAAGAUAUAUCUGUAUAAAAAAAAAUAUAAUUAGUUCAAUGUCAAGAAAAUUUUCUUUAAACCUUGCGUUGAAUUAUAUUUUUAGCACAAUUGGCCUAAUAAUUUUGAAAAUCGUACAAUAUCUUUAUGCUCCUGUGAAUUAUAAUAGCGGCCAAUAGGUUUCUUUAGAGAAAUUUAUAGAAUUUAAGACUAGUGAAGUGACAGUUAAAGCUGGCCUUUAGUACUACUAUCUGUGGACUUACGCAAAGUGAUAUUAAUAUCAAUAUUAAUAUUGACGUAGACUACUUCCAAUGUUUCAUCAUCACUUGACUACCAUCAAAAAAACAUUUAAUUGCGUAUCAUCCUUUAUCCAUUUUUUUUUUUUUUUAUUGUAUUAAUGAGUUUCGAAUACAAAUAAAUUAGAAAGAUCUGCACAAAUAAUUAGAAGUAUGUAUUUAUACUUCUGAAUAUAGCUACAAUCUAUAUAUCUUCUAAGUAUUAUAGUGUAUUGAAAAUAUUAAUGUGAUUUCAAAUAAAAUAUUUAAAUAAA